Messenger RNA from Sitodiplosis mosellana (orange wheat blossom midge), 6157 nucleotides. RefSeq names its product rho GTPase-activating protein 100F (gene RhoGAP100F). The transcript is spliced from 10 exons. Gene Ontology annotation, biological process: signal transduction. NCBI's taxonomy places the organism in Eukaryota, Metazoa, Arthropoda, Insecta, Diptera, Cecidomyiidae. The coding region runs from base 1117 to 3615 and encodes 832 amino acids. The record is from RefSeq and is a predicted model, not a curated record. Gene Ontology annotation, molecular function: protein binding.
AGUAUGGAACAUAGAUGUCUGAGCAUAAAGCAGUGAAAUUUGACUCAGCGCCGAAGUAGUGUGUGAAUCCUAUUUGUUGUCGUAACUACAAUUUACGACGGGUUUAUAUUCUUGAUGAUUUACCCCGUUUUGCUAUUUUAAAUAAUUAUUAUAAGCAUAAAGGCAAAAUAAACACAUUUUGCCAGCUUCGAAAUUGUACAGUUUAUCCGUAUUUGCCAAUUUUCCCAGCACCCAGUGGAACCAGGUCGAAAAAAUUGUAGUAAUCUCGUGACAAGGAAAAAAUGUAUAUUCAGUGUAUAUUUGUUUAUUAGGGUUCUUGGUAUAAUACUCCUAUAACUGAUACAAUCAUUUUUAUUCUUGAUUGUUUUCGAAAAAAAAGUUUUGUUGUAAGUGGCAAAUUGAUGAAGAGAAAAUUGCAACAAAAUAGGAUUUAUGUAUUUUCAAUACCCGUUCUUUGGACAUAACAUUUCAUUCAAUUGCACAAAGCUUUAUUUUAUCGAUCCGCUUUGAAAAUCGGUUUACGAGAACGAAAUGAAACGAAAAAUCACAUUCAACCGCGUCGUCUACGUAGAGUAGUGGAUGGUGUAAGUGUGUAAGUGAGGCUGUGUCGAUUUAUGUGCGUAUGUGCGGUUUUCUAAAGUGGAUGUCAUUUUUCCUCUAGCACUUUUGCAAUUUUUCAGCCAGUUCAUUUGCACGUUGCUUGUUUAAUAAAAAAAUUGUUACAUUUGAGAUAAUUUCAAUUAUAAUGGAGAAAGAUGAAUGAAUAUAUAGUUGGUGUUAGUGUAAAUGGGAAAGUUGAGCUAUUCUAAUUGCAUACAACACUAAUUUUUGUAUAGCUAUUUCGAUUUUCAAAACUAUUUGUCAAUUGAAAAAACUAAGAUAUAACUUUGCUUCGGUAAAAUUCAACAUAAAUUGUUUGAUAACAUUUAGAUUCUUGCUCUUACUUAUCCUACAGAAUAUAAACAAAGUGUCGAACAGUAGGUUGAGAUAAAUAAAAAUGUGCGAAAAUGGGUGGUGUAUUAAAAGUUAUGUGUGAAUCCUAGAGAAUAAACAAUUGGUCGUUUCGUUUGGACACAUCGCUGACAAACGAGACUUUUCUCCAAGAUCUCUACACUCAUGCAGUGGAGGAAGUUUACAAGACUGAAAACAGCUACUGGAAAUUCGCGUACGCGAAGAAUGCUUUGCUGUGGCAGAAGAAAAGAAAAUGGAAGAUCAGUUCCUGAUCUCACUGCAAGCCCUGGGCGAGCACCAUCUGCGCCUAUGCCAACCAAUCAGAAUGCAGCAAUUAAUCAGAGGCAAAUAAGUGUGAAGGAGCCUGUUCUAUUGCAAGGUGAUUUUCGCAAGGUUUCUGGCAUUAGUUCAGAAAUUUUUCGCCAAAUCGAAGCCGUCGAAAAUGAUCACGACUCAAGCACGGCUGCAGCGCUUGAGGCGGUUGAACGACGUGGAGAAAUGAUUGUUAGAGUGUUAGAAGCCAGAUGCAUUGGUGGUCGGCAAGCGGUGGAAUCUGCGCAAAAAUUGCUGAGUAAAGGUGAUGCAAGACAUUCAGUUCAAUUGGUAGAAAUAGUUAAAAGACCUGGACAAACCUUGGGCUUAUAUAUACGAGAAGGAAAUGGUGCCGAUCGAUCAGAUGGCGUUUUUAUAUCUCGAAUAGCUUUAGAGUCAGCCGUAUAUAAUAGCGGAUGUCUUCGGGUUGGAGAUGAGAUUUUAGCUGUUAACUUAGUAGAUGUAACGCACAUGUCACUAGACGAUGUUGUGAUAAUAAUGUCAAUUCCAAGACGACUUGUACUUGCAAUCCGGCAGCGUCGUGGUGCACGCAGCGGCUCUCCUGGACCCACUCUGUCGAGAAAUGAACAAAAACCACCACCGGUUGUAGUGAUCAAACGGGAGCUACGCGAUGAAGAUACAGACGAACUAGAUCGAAGUACUCGUUCAAGAUCAGCGCGAGAACGUCGAACAGGCGAUGGGCGGGAAAUGACUGAGUCGAGAUCAAGACUUGGUCUCGGACUGAAUAACUAUAGCCCACAAAGUGAAAACUUAGAUUUGUAUUACAGCUCACGACAAAAUAUGAUUAAUGAACCAAACUGGAGCUAUAAGCCCCCUCCACCUCCGUCUGUUAUAACAGAACAGCCAAAAAGUCAUACAUUUGCUCCAUCUCAUGCAUACUAUCAAAAUGCUGGCACAUUGGAAAGUCUAGCGGAAAAAGUGCAUGCAUUCUAUCCAGGUCCAAAUCGCCGAAUGUCAACUGGCACUGGAAUGGGCAGCAGUCAAUCGCACAUACGAUUUCCACGCAGUGGCUCAGAUCAACAUCUACCUCGAGUUGAUUAUUCAGACUUCUCAUCACUUAACAGACACUCAUUGCUGCGAUCUAGUUUGAAAGCCGGCAUGAAUCCACCGGGUGGAACCCUCGGUAGAUACGGACGAUACGAAACUCAACCAUCUACAAGAUCCAAAUUUGGUCCAUCUCCAACGCAAGUCGCUUUGCGACGAGCACGACCAACACUUGACUACUCAAGCGAUACCGAAGCUACAAUUCCUCCCCCACGAUCUAGCUAUUAUUAUCGUCCAACAAUGAAUAGCAUACCAAGAGGUGGAGCGGCGACAUUGGCAGCUGUGCCUGAUUUAGCAAAAUUCAAUUCACUUCCAAGAGAAAGGCCCGGAGCUCGUCUUGGUCUGCGCCCCCGCUUGACUGAACGAUUGGGAGAUGAAAGUGAUGGAAAUAUAUCAGCUCCAGAACUUCCUGCACAGGUUCGAGAUUUACGCAAUCGAAUGGUGGCUCCAAGCCCGUCAAUAUUUACAUCGGACGAAUAUAGAGCAUGGCUCCGACGUGCACCAAGUAGUUCGGCAAUAUAUGAACAAAUGCGAACAUCGCGUGAUAUUCUCAAUCAACAGAGGGCACAUCGAUUCUCUUGCAGUGCAGAGAAUAUUCACGAUGCACUAAAAAACACCGAAAGUAUUUAUAGCAGUCGAACAGGUGGUAUAACGAAUACAUUGGAUCGUCAUAUUGGCGGAUCACGUCCAAUAACUGCUGCUCCGAUACGUUCGCUAUCCACACAACAUAUCGGGAGUGGACUCCCAUUACGUUCACCAAGCAUUCGUAGGAUGAGGCAAUUGCUUGAAUUAAGUGGCACUCCCGCAAGUCCGGGUAGUGUAAUUAGUGGUCAUCAAAGUCCAGCUCCAACACCAACACGCUCACAUCGUCAAAUUGAUAUCAAUCCGGCAGAGUUUUCAAAAUACAAGUUAGAAAAACCAGUAUUGGAUAUUGGUGGAGUUUCUGGGAUGAUUUGGAUUCAUUUAUUGGCUGGUCGCGGUUUGCGUAUGACCCCUGAAGGUUCUCAAAUGACACCACAAAAUACAAUUAGAGAUUUAUAUUGUGUGUUGGAAUGUGAUCGAGUUCACAAAGCAAGAACGGUUGUCCGGUCGGGAGACUUACAAUCCGUAUUCGAUUGGGACGAAUCAUUUGAAUUGGACUUAGUGUCAAAUAAACAACUGGAUGUUUUAGUCUAUUCAUGGGAUCCACAACAUAGGCAUAAACUAUGCUAUCGAGGGGCUGUUUCAUUGUCAACCUUACUCAGGCAAUCGCCACUUCAUCAGCUAGCAUUAAAGGUAUUGGAUUAAUUUAUAUGUUAGAGAUCUACCAUGAGGUUGCCCUAUAGGGUGCAAUGAAAUUUCCCGCGUACAGCGCCCGAGUACUCCGUAAAUGAAUCAAUGUGAAAAACGACAAUCACCAAUAUAUGUUCACAAACAUCAAAUUGUUUAUGCAAUUUUUCGUGCGCUUAUGCAUAAUUUAUUAGUAGCGCCAAAAGGGUACAGGGUACAACGCUACAACCCUACGACCCUAAAAUAACUUUAGAUUUCGCGUUUUUCAGAGUUCGAAAAUCGAAAAAAACUGAUUUUUAUUGGAUCCCGAUACUUUUCUUACACGACAUGGUCGUAUGGAAAAGUAAUUUUUUUUAUACAACUGUUUAUCGAAUCUAUGGGCGAGAUUGAGAUUUGUAUGUUUUUUUCGGAUUUAUAUUUUUAAAAAGUCGAGUAUGUUUUUCAGUGAUUUUGUUUAAAGAAAAAGAGAGCAUCAAUUGUAUUGAUUUGCGUUGGUAUUGGUUGUCUCCACUGAGUCAGUGCCAUCGUGUUAUGAAUAUUUGCUGUUAUGCGCGUGCGAAAGAUAUUCUCUCACUCUCUCCGAUGCGUUGCGAUUUCGCAAUGUUUGUUUGUUGUCGCAUUUCUUCCGUGUUAUUUUCCAUGCGCUAUUGUUUCAGUGAUAUUGUCAUUUCACUCUUAUACAUUGAUUUGUAUGCUGUGCGCUCAUGCUUAUGCUACAAUAAGCGGAGCUCGAUUACGUCCUCUCUCUAAUGCUGACAUUUAUGGACUCCUGAAUCAGGGUUGGCAUGUAAAAAACUCAAGCAUGUAAUUUACAUUUCGUUUACGUAAAUUACAUGAUGUAAAUUACAUGAAAAUUUCGGAAUUCUCUACGUAAAUUGUGUAAAAAAUGUAAAAAACCAAAUUGGAUUUUGGAUAUAAUAUAAAAAAGUUAGAAUUUAUUUCAGACUUUCUCGGAAAUUUUCAUUUCUAAUGCAAAAGAUUAACAUAAACAUAACUGAUGAAUCAAAAAUGAAUGAAAAUUGUGUAGUAUGUAUCGUUGUCGCAGGUUUGGUUUCAUUUCUCGUUUACAAUAUUCCAAUCGUCGAUAUCGUCGUCUUCAUAUAAUUCAUCAAUCAUCAUUCAAUCGCAGCGUAAAAUAAAUGUUGACCAGUUUCUUUGAUGUAUCAACCGAGAGCCUGUAUCUGAUGUCAUUAUGAACAUAGCCCCAAUGGGAGAAAAGCUGUUCUAGUUGCGCUGUUGAUGCAGGGAUUUUCAGAAAUUUCAUCGCAAACGAGCUGUUCAAGAAUGUAGUUUUUCACUUCGUUUUGCUGUUCUUGAUUCAAUUUUUAACUUCGAUAUACUGGAUGCAAAUAAUUUGCCGUCAUCGCAACAAUGUUUAACACUUUACUUUCCUCGCAACGAUAGUCCAAAAAACUACACAAAUCUGGACAACAAUUAAAUUUAACAUUUUUCAACGACAUCUGCACUGCAGAUUCUGCAGCUGAGAUAUCGCUUCUUUGACAGUAGUUUGUGAGUUCAGCCACCGGAUCGAGCAAUCCAAGCAAUUUUUUAAUUGAUGGGACAAAAUUUGCAUUGAACAAAAGUGCUGAAGCUUUUCCCUUCUUUUGCAUACUGUAUACAUUAUCCGUCAAAACCGAAGUAAUUGUGGCAUCAUACCGUUCUUUGGCUAUAGCGAUCGACUUUUCCACCGCCUCAAAUAAAUUCUCUCCCGUAUGAAUUCACAUGUUACAUGUAUAUGUUAUAUAAAAAUACCUAGUUUUGUUAAUUUAGCAGUUUUUUACAUCCAAGAGGUUUUUUACACGUAAAAAACGUAAUUUACAGUUUUUUACGUAAAUUACAUGCGCGACUUAAAAAUUGCGUAAAUAUGCCAACCCAGCUCCUGAUACUCUUCGUCGAAAGAACUUAAUAUUUUUAACCAUUUAUGCAAACAUACUCUACUUUUUCAACUAAAAUCAAUGUGUUGAAUUAAAGGAUUGGGAACCGCCAAUCGUACAAACGAUUAGUUCUAUUGAUUAUAAUUAUGUUUGCCUAAUAUUUAAAAUUCGAAUAAAUUAAUAAUAUUCACCAAUUUGAUAUUCGUGAAAAUCCAUAUUGGUGACUGGUGUGUUCCAUAUCAUAUCCGCUGCGGAUUUCUCGGGCGCUGUAUGUAUUUUUAGAGCUCGUCCAUGAGAUCUAUAAGAGACUCUGAUUUCAAGAAGUGUGUUCAUUUUUUAUAUGAUUUUAUUUAUAUAUCUCGCUUAAGUUUUCAAAAAAUAUAACUUGCCAAUUAAUGCAUUACAAUAAUAAUCGCGAAUUUUCCAAAAAAUUAAGUGGGAAUUGGAUGUUUAUAUAAUAUGACACUUCUUCAUCACUUUAUUAGUGAGAUGUAAAACGAUUUAACAAAAUCAAUGCGCAAAAUGUGAGAAAAAACAUUCAGUUUGCUAGAAAAAUGCUAAAAAGUCAUCUUUGUACUUUUUUUCCGAGUAUAUUUGAAUACUAGCCGACACGGUAAGUUUUUUAACAGGGGCACAAAAUCAGCUCCCAGGAGAAUAGCUUAACGUUACAUGAAUUUUUAUUAAAA